AAAACGUGAGCGAUUAAUCUUAUUUUCCAUUCCCAUCUAUUACAGAUUUAAAAAGAAAACACACGUUGAAUUCUUGAUUUGAUGGCCGCACUAAUUUUCUCAUUUCGCUUGUUAUAAACAAUAUAAUUUCAGAAGAAAAUAAUAUAAGUAUUUACAGUUAAAAUAGAAAAAUGGAUCCAAAUGUACAAGAUUUAUUAAAUUCUACAGACCUGUUAAACUUUAAUUGGAUAAUUGAAAAAUUCAAUGAACAUGAAGUAUAUUCGUCAAAAUCAUUUAAUAUAGCAGGCAUUCCCAAUGUAAAAUGGUUUAUUGAAAUUUCACCACAAUACGAACAUCCAAAUGAGAGGCAUGAACCAUUGCUACAAUAUAAUGAAAUUCGAAUUUACAAUAGGAUUUCACAUAAUUAUUUUCUUAAGAAUCCAGUAAAAAUAAAAUUGGAAUUAGGAAAAUUUCCAAAUACAAAAAUAAUUCUCAUAACAACAAAAAAUAUUUCAGAUUUUAAAAAAAUAGUUCCAUGUGAUAAUUUACAAAAAUUAACGUACAAACACUUUUCUUCAGAUCUAUAUAUAAAUCUCAGAGUGACACCACUACGUAGUGAACAAAAGAUAAACAAUAUAGUUCCACCUUCGACUAAUUACAAUAAUUUUAAGCCAUUUUUAAUGAGCGAUCACUUAAGUGAUGUUACAUUUAAAAUUGAUAACAAAGAAUUUCCUGCUCAUAAAAUAAUGCUCGCUUCUGCGAGUCCAGUUUUCGAAAAAAUGUUUUCUCAUCAGAUGAAGGAGAAUAUUACAAACACUGUUGAAUUAAACGACACUGAUCCAGACGCUUUCAAAGAAAUGUUGAACUUCAUUUACACUGGAAAUGUUGAUAAUUUAGACAAUGUGGCUUUUGGUCUUUAUAUAUUGGCCAAUAAAUAUGAUAUAUCUAAAUUGAAAAUAAUUUGUGAACAAUAUCUUGAAAAGUGUUUAGCCGUGUACAACGUAAUUUCUAUUUUCGAACUUUCCGAUCGCUAUAAUUCAUUACAUUUAAAACAAAAAUGCAUUGAAUAUAUCGAUAAAAAUUUCACAAAAGUCAAAGAAACUAAAGAGUUUAAUGAUCUGAAUAAAGAAUUAUCAAUGGAAUUAUUAUGUGCCAUAAUCACAAAAGCUAAACUAACAGAAGUUUCGUAAUUUUAUUGAUUUGUCAUUCAACAGAUUUUUUUAUCGCCCUUUUGUUUGAUUGAAAAAAAGUUUACUUUAAAAUACACAAGAACAACAUUUUAAAUAUAUAGCCUUAGUUUUUAAAAUAACGUAAUUGAUGAGUGUUUGAUAAAAAAAAGAAAUUUGAAAUAUUUUAUAAUAUAGAAAUAUUGCUGUUAAUUUUAAAUAAACAAGAAGAACAUCGAACUCAAAUAAUUAUGUUAAUUUGAAAACAUGUUUAACAAAAUUUGAAUGUUUAAUUUAACAAUUUAUGAUUGAACUGCAUUUAUCAUUAGUUGUAUGUGUUUUUGUUCUUGUUUGCAAAAAAAUGAAAAAGAUUUAUGUAUUCAUAUUUUUCUUUUACAAUUUCAAAUUGUUAAUAAUAGAAAAAUUAUAUAUAAACGAAUAAGCUGUGUAAAUGUAUUUUUAAAAUAUAU
Messenger RNA from Leptopilina boulardi, 1615 nucleotides. RefSeq names its product speckle-type POZ protein-like. The transcript is spliced from 2 exons. Gene Ontology annotation, molecular function: ubiquitin protein ligase binding. Gene Ontology annotation, cellular component: cytoplasm. Lineage: Eukaryota; Metazoa; Arthropoda; Insecta; Hymenoptera; Figitidae. Bases 171 to 1169 code for a protein of 332 amino acids. Gene Ontology annotation, biological process: regulation of proteolysis; proteasome-mediated ubiquitin-dependent protein catabolic process. The record is from RefSeq and is a predicted model, not a curated record.